UCGAACCCCUGUCAGGAGCAGAGAUUCGAAAAGGCGAAAUAGUUAUGUUCCGGCAAGCGCAACAGAAAAAAUAUUGGCAAGAGAUCACAAUACUGUCCCGCAAAGAUUUGGUUGAAAAAGGCAUUCCAAAAUCCAGUUCCUUAUUUGAAUUCUGGCCGUUUCUCGAUAGCGAAAACGUAUUGCGAGCAAAAACCCGUAUUGGAGCAUGCGAGGUCGCUAGUAUGGACACUAAGAAUCCAAUAAUUUUACCGCAAGAUAGUUACAUAUCAUGGCUUAUUGUCCAGCAUUACCACGUUCGUUAUUACCACCGUAAUCACCGCACAGUACUGAACGAACUGAAGCAGCGCUUUCGAAUCAUCCCUCGAUUAACAAAUCUCUACCGCAAGGUGCGGGCGAAUUGCCAGGUGUGCAAGAAUUUGCGAGCUGUACCUCAUCCUCCUCCGAUGAGCGAUCUUCCUGCAUCAAGAGUAUCGGCAUUCACACGACCAUUUUCAUACGUAGGAAUCGAUUACUUUGGUCCACUAAACGUAACGGUAAAACGUAGCACUGAAAAGCGUUGGGGCGUAUUGAUUACGUGUCUCACAGUGAGAGCAAUACAUAUCGAAAUCGCGUAUUCGUUAUCGGCACAGUCCUGCAUUAUGGCACUUAGAAAUUUCAUGGGAAGAAGAGGCAUUCCAAUAGAAAUCGUAAGCGAUCGUGGUACAAAUUUAAUUGGGGCAAGCAAAGAACUUUUAUCGGCCUUGAACGAAAUGAAUCAAAAUCUGAUUAUACAGGAAAUCUCUAGUCCAGACACUACAUGGACUUUUAUACCACCGACAUCCCCACAUAUGGGCGGUUCGUGGGAACGAAUGAUUCAGACAGUAAAACGAAACUUGAACCAAAUCAACCCUCGACAUCAACUGACCGACGAAGUAUUACGCAAUCUGCUGAUUGAAGUGGAGAACGUUGUCAACUCUAGACCGUUGACUCAUCUAGCGCUAGACGAUUCGGAAUCCCCAGUGUUGACGCCAAACCAUUUUUUGCUAGGUUCAUCUAACGGCUUAAAACCACCCACAUUGUUCGAUGACAGCAACGCAGCUCUGAACAACACGUGGCGUACAUCACAAGUUGAAGCCAACAUCUUCUGGAAGCGUUGGACGAGGGAUUAUCUUCCAGAGAUUACGAGACGAUCCAAAUGGCUUACACCGGUGAAGGCUAUCGAGAUUGGUGACAUUGUCAUUGUCGUUGAUCCGAAUCUACCUAGGAACUGCUGGCCAUUGGGUAAGGUGAUAUCUGCGAACGAGGGGAAGGAUGGUGAAGUCAGAUCUGCAGUUAUUCAAACAGCGACAGGAAUUUACGAAAGACCUGCUGUGAAACUCGCCGUGCUAGAUGUUAGACGCUAAAAUUGAGUAAACCACUAGUAGCUGAAUUGCGGAGGAGGAGCCACUAGCUGGCGUACUGCGGGGGAGUGUCGCGUCUCUGCUUAAGUACUCUAGCGGGCGAAAAUUGUGGAUGACAGAAUUGUGGUAGAAGUAGAUGAUUGUCAUAGUAUGAUAAGAAAAAGGAGGCAACAAUCGCCAUUGCUAUUUGAGAACACGUUAACCAGUAUCAUUAUCGUUAGUUUUCUAACAGUGAAUAAUCUCCUGGUAAUUUACUGCGCACAGCUUAGUAUGAUUAAAAUAGCUAAUAAUCCUUUAUAUUUAGAUAGCUUUCUAGCGAUAAAAGUUGAGCUGCGUAGCCGUAGUUGAUUUAGUGCCAAGUGCCAUCAUAAAACCGCUCGCAACCAAAAACGUAAGACAAUAUGUUAUUUAGAGAAAUCAGGUUAUUAUUCCUAAUUGAACCAUUUUGAUAGAUUUCCAUCAUAUACUCACCUUAAACCGUGAACUGCAUCUUCCGUGCUAAGGAGAAUACUUACCUUCUCGAACAUACUCACCUGGAAUACACCUCUUAGAUACUCCUGCUAGUUAAAUCAAAAGCUGCUAGAAAGAGUUGAGAAGUUGAGUGAAGUUGGAAUAGCAGUAAAAUCAGUAAACGUAAGUCAUCAUUCGAAAAAUACUAUACACACUAAGUAACACUGAAAUCAAUUGUAAUUUUAGGAUUUUUUUAAUACAACUG
Uranotaenia lowii is the source of this 2094-nucleotide messenger RNA. RefSeq lists its product as uncharacterized. The record is from RefSeq and is a predicted model, not a curated record. The transcript has 2 exons. NCBI's taxonomy places the organism in Eukaryota, Metazoa, Arthropoda, Insecta, Diptera, Culicidae. Gene Ontology annotation, biological process: DNA integration. Gene Ontology annotation, molecular function: nucleic acid binding. Bases 45 to 1382 code for a protein of 445 amino acids.